AAGACAGCUUGAAAAAUUAGGCUUAUAGGGAAGAGAGGGGGAGGGGAGAGACAUCUGUGCUUGUUUAUUCAUUCAUGUUUCUACUAGCCUUUAUUAUAUUUAGACUACGCUAGAUGAUACUAGAAGUAUUUUGCAUCAUGAUGAUCUGAGGAGUGGGAGUGCUCCAUGGCAGCCUCCACGGCUCCUCCUGACCCAGGUCUCCUGACACAUAUUUGAUGAUUUUGAUGCAGGUUAUGCUGCGCUGUCAUCCAACAGAGAUGUGAGCUCAGAUCUCUUUUGUUUAGUUGUUUUGCUUUGUAUUUUCUUUGCUGUAAUCAAACAGGAGCAGAGGGAAAUAAAACGCCAUUAAGCACCACAAGACCUUUACCCUUUUGAGUUGACACAGGAAAGUCUUAAUUUCUUUGACAGCUCAGUGGGAGAAAACAAGACACAAUGUUCCUGGUAUUUCUAAACAGUCACUGGAAUGAAAAAGGAUCAAUUCUGAGAUGAAAGAAUUAAUCUUCCAGCUGGUGCUUGAAAACUGGUGGUGUCUGUAUUUGAUAUUCAGAGAAAUACUAAGCUAGGACAUUGUUACAGCCUCUCCAGGUGCUUUUAUCCCAUAUAGAGAGGCAGAAAACUGGAACCAGCUUAUUGCUUAUGAGAAAGUCUACCAAGGACAUCAGGCAUACAACAUAAUUUCUGUAAACUGCUUUAAUCUAUUUAUUUUCUAUGAUAGUGAUGUUUAACGAUCACUUUGUCUUAACUCACUUUUGUUUUUCCCUGGUCUGAAGGGAAAAGUCUUUGACAGAAGGGAGAGGAAGGAAACAAAGCCGGCAGACUCAGCAGCUCGCAGCUGCGCCAGCUUUCCGCUGUUAGACAGAAAUUAGCCGAGUGGGUCUCUGCUGACAUAUGAAAACAUCGGUUUUUUUGCUAUAUCCCAAUGAAUGCUGCAGGUUUUUACCCACACAGAAUUCUCUCCGGUGUUUAAAAUGAGAGCUAAUUUGGCCAGGGAUUGCUCAGAAGGCUGAAUGCACAGCUCCCGGCCUUUCCAGUAUGAGGGAUGAAACCCUCUGGCAGCCGUUCUGCAGGACCUAUCUCCAAAUCAAGUAUCACCGUGCAAGGCAGAUCUCCACCUUUUAUACUUUAUCGCAUCCUGUCUUACCAUCGCCCUGGCUUUUUCACUCAAGGACUUUCUUUAUUCAAUGGUGUUGUGGCUGCAAGUUGUGUUCUGAGCCCAGUGCGCGCUUUCCAGGGCGAUGUGUACCAUGAAGCGCUGCCUGUCCUGGGGCUCAGGCAGGGCAGAACAGCCCAAGCAAGGCUGCGGUUUCUCAGGCAACGUCAGCAAGAGGGACAUGCCUCAGCCUUCUUUAGGAAUAUUUUUAAACCAGAUCUCCCUGGGGGAGUGAAUUGCUGGGCUGUUGAGAUUUGUUCCCCCUCCAUCUCCCACUUCUCCUGUCUUAUCUCUCACGUGUUGGCUCUCUGCUGGCUUUCCCAGUUAGUCAUACCUCAUUCCUGGAAAAGGGAGGCUGGGAACGGAAAUGCUCCAUUAGACUUGUCUCUGCGAAUAUGUAUUUCCAGGGUGCGUAUAGGUCUCAAAGAGUCAAUAUGUUGGAUCAGAUUCAUCUGCUGGCUGCCGUGACAGUCCUGGGAGUCCUGGAGCAAGCCUACUUCUUCCUCCAGGUGAUCUACGCCAGGAGGGCGUAUGGAAUUUCUCCUCCAAAGACCUCAGGCCCACCUGAAUUUGAGAGGGUUUUUCGAGCACAGGUGAAUUCCUCCGAGUAUUUUCCCAUUUUCCUGGCAAUUCUGUGGCAGGCUGGACUCUUCUUCCAUCAAGGUCUGGCUGCAGCCUUGGGUGUGCUCUAUCUUUGCGCCCGCUACUGCUACUUUAUGGGAUACAAGGCAUCAUCCUCAGAAAGGCUCAUCCCAAUAUACAUUAGCUCCGGAGUUCUCUGGGUUCUCGUCGCAGCGUCAGCCCUGGGCAUCUUGCGUUUCUUCCUCUCUCACUAUGUGGGGCUGAACAUCCUCUAGCUUUUCACAGCGUGACCUGCUCCUCUGUCCCUCAUCGGUGUCCUUGCCCUCGAGUCCUGCUCCUUCCUGCCCAUCACAGACUGACUGUACCCAAUACAGCACCAGCAAUAAAUCCACCCUCACCCGAGUUUUUAACACCUCCCUCCCUGCCCAGCACCAGCAGGAGCUGCUGAGCUCUCCAGGAGCUAUUUUCCCCCCCCAUGGCACACUUGGUGCCGGGUGCUCCAUAUCAGGCAGCUCCAUCAUGUCUGAUGCUGAAACAACGACGUUCCAAAACAAGGAGAACCUUAGGAAAACCAAACACAGAGUAGCAAACUCCUCUCAGCCUGAGCUUCCCAGGGAGCUGCCCCAGGGAACUGCCGCGUGUUCCCCUUCCUCCGGUGGCUCUGCCUUCAGCCCAGACACCCAGCAUGGGUUCCUGCCAGUUUUCCAAAGGCCACACCUGAGAAAAGUAUUUGUUUGAAACAAGAUGUGGGCUGAGACAUGGCAAAAGAGGUGAGGGAUAAACAGGAGCAGCCGCCUUGUAAUGGUUAUUAGCCACUGCCCGUGGGCGAUGCUGUAAAUUAGACUGCGCAAACUCAUAACCACUAUUGCGUGUAUAACUUUGAAUGCUGCCAUGUGACAACGUGCACAAAUAAAAAGGCACCAGGCUUGCUGUGUUGGGUGUCUCCUUGUGAGUCUGCGAUGAGCAGAGGAGAAACACACGAGGCUUUGAGUCAAGGCAGCUGCCUUGGUUUCCCUGCCAUGCAGCGCAACGCAGCCUGCAACCCUGCAUCCCACGGGAGGAGAGCUCUGGGGAGGAAGAAGCUGAUUUUCAGAGGUCCAAGCUCUUGAGCGGCUCAGCACCAAAAAGUGGUCCCUGCUUGGUGGUCUGGCUGCUGCUCAGGACCCCUCUGGGCUCGGCUCCUCUGGGGCAGGAAGGGCUGGAUUUUCAGGGGAGCUCAGUGUUCAAAACACUGAUGCUUUUGACCAUCGAUCCGCUCA
Molecule: messenger RNA, 2991 nt
Organism: Cuculus canorus (common cuckoo)
Lineage: Eukaryota; Metazoa; Chordata; Aves; Cuculiformes; Cuculidae
Product: leukotriene C4 synthase
Exons: 6
Coding region: 1546-2007 (153 amino acids)
Biological process (GO): leukotriene biosynthetic process
Cellular component (GO): endoplasmic reticulum; membrane; nuclear envelope
Molecular function (GO): leukotriene-C4 synthase activity; enzyme activator activity; glutathione transferase activity
Source: RefSeq, a predicted model, not a curated record